AUGUCUCCCACCAUCCCUCAGGCCGUCGUCGGUACCACCAUCAGCUUCUCCUACAUUCUCCUGGGGAAUGCCAUUACGCAGUCCUGGAUGGGCGUGCCGGCACUGUUAGUUGACUUCCCGCACCCUUCGUCGCCAGAACAUGCGGCGAGGGCUCAGCAUCUAGGACGGCAGUGGCCAACGUUCUGGGCCGUGGGCAACAAGUUCUUCCGGCCCAUCAGCACGCUGGGGAUCUUUGGGUACGCGUACACAGCGUGGGCAGCGUCGCAGGGCAGUGGCGGGCUGCGCGGAGACUGGAGGCUGUUCGCCGUAAGCGCUGUGUGCCACCUGGUGACGGUGGUCCACUCGGCAAUCAACAUGCAGCCCAUCAAUGAGAAGUUGGACGGGCUGGGCGACCCAAAGAGCGGGCGGUCGGACGCGUCGCAGGCCGAAGCAUAUGCGCGCACGUGGAUCCGGCGGAACUCGGUGCGGAUUGCGAUGCCGCUGGUGGCGGGCACGGUUGCAUUGUUCCAGGCGCUGAGCGGGUGA
Lasiodiplodia theobromae is the source of this 525-nucleotide messenger RNA. RefSeq lists its product as uncharacterized. The record is from RefSeq and is a predicted model, not a curated record. NCBI's taxonomy places the organism in Eukaryota, Fungi, Ascomycota, Dothideomycetes, Botryosphaeriales, Botryosphaeriaceae. The transcript has 2 exons. The coding region runs from base 1 to 525 and encodes 174 amino acids.